Ipomoea triloba (trilobed morning glory) is the source of this 1631-nucleotide messenger RNA. RefSeq names its product glycine-rich cell wall structural protein-like. The record is from RefSeq and is a predicted model, not a curated record. The transcript has 3 exons. Bases 112 to 1392 code for a protein of 426 amino acids. Lineage: Eukaryota; Viridiplantae; Streptophyta; Magnoliopsida; Solanales; Convolvulaceae.
UUUAGUUUCUUCACUCUUUGGGAUAUUUGAUCUUAUUAUUACGGAGUGAUAAUAGUAAUUCAAUUCUUUCUUGUACGUUCUACUUGAGAGGAAAUUAAAGGAGAGUUGAGCAUGGGGUUUUCUGAUCGUUUUGUUGGUGGGUUUGUUUUGGUGGUUUUGUGUGUUAAUGUGUUUGCAGCUUGUGCUGAUAAUGGUGGUGAUGAGAAGUUUCUUCAUCGAGGGAUCCCUUUUAAGAAAAGGUUUUAUGGGAAGGGGAUUGUGCCCGGGAAUGGAGGUCUUGGUGGCGGUUUUGGGGGCGGUGCGGGUGGAGGUAUAGGAGGAGAUGGUGGCGGUGGGUUAGGUGGAGGCAGUGGUUUUGGUGGCGGUGGCGGUUUAGGCGGCGGUGCUGGUGGUGGAGGCGGUUUAGGCGGUGGUGCUGGUGGCGGUUUAGGAGGUGGAGCCGGUGGUGGCGGCGGUUUAGGGGGCGGUGGCGGUUUGGGAGGUGGAGGCGGUGCUGGUGGUGGUGGCGGUUUAGGAGGUGGAGGAGGACUUGGUGGCGGCGGCGGACUAGGUGGUGGAGCGGGUGCUGGUGGAGGGUUUGGUAAAGGAGGAGGCAUUGGGGGUGGUGUUGGUGGCGGAGCGGGAGGAGGCGGCGGUGGUGGACUAGGCGGUGGAGGUGGUGCUGGUGGCGGCGCUGGCGCUGGCGGAGGAUUCGGUAAAGGGGGAGGCAUUGGGGGUGGAGUUGGCGGGGGAGCAGGUGGUGGUGCCGGCGGUGGAGGUGGAGUUGGAGGAGGUGCCGGUGGAGUUGGAGGAGGUGCUGGUGGUGGUGCCGGAGGUGGAGUAGGAGGAGGUGCCGGUGCCGGUGGAGGCGUUGGUGGUGGUGCCGGAGGCGGUGCCGGUGGAGGCGUUGGUGGUGGUGCCGGUGGAGGCGGAGGCUUUGGUGGUGGAGCAGGAGGCGGUGCCGGAGGUGGAGUAGGAGGAGGUGCCGGUGGAGGGGGAGGCUUUGGUGGUGGGGCAGGAGGCGGUGCCGGAGGUGGAGGCUUUGGUGGUGGAGCAGGAGGCGGUGCCGGUGGAGGCGUUGGGGGUGGAGUUGGUGGAGGAGCCGGAGGAGGCUUCGGUAAAGCAGGAGAUGGUGAUGGUGGACUAGGAGGCGGAGCCGGGGGAGGUGCCGGCGGAGGCUUCGGCGGCGGAGCAGGCGGUGGUGGUGGAGCCGGCGGUGGCGGUGGAUUCGGUGGCGGUGCCGGCGGGGGCGCUGGUGGUGGCUUCGGAGGAGGCGCAGGCGGUGGCUUCGGUGGAGGAGCCGGCGGAGGUGGCGGUUUUGGCGGCGGCGGUGGCGGAGGCUUCGGAGGUGGUGGAGGCUUCGGUGGCGGCGCAGGAGCCGGAGGCGGCUUUGGCGGUGGCGAUGCCCAUUGAUCGAUCAAUUCUUCAUGCAUGCCAUGCAACGCAGCAGCUUCAACUUGAUCUUUACGUUCCCAUAUCUAUAUGUAAAAAAAUUGGUACUUAAAAUAAAAAAAAAUAUAGUACCAGUUUUUAUUUUGUAUAAUUACAUAUUAAAGCUGCUCUGCAUAUAUAAUAUAAUAUAACGCUCAAUCAUCUCUAUAUAUUCAUCCUUAGCUUCCAUGCAAUUAUAUAAUAAAAUUAGCUUUCAAAAA